AUGUCAAUACCUACUUCAUCCUCUAGCAGCGCGUUGCUGCCAAAGCUGGUCGCAGUCUCCAUCGCCUCCCUCACAGUCGGCUACUUCGUCGGCAUGGGCCGCUCGCUCCUUUAUUACAACGCCAACUCACGCCGCAUCCUCUCCAAUGACUCCGACGACGAAUCAGACCUUGACCCUGACGAAGAGCUCGCUGCAACUUCUGACAACUACAAGACCUCCGGCUCCGGCUUGGAAGCAGAAGAAUGCAAGAUGAUCCUCGCAGUACGAAUGGACAUCAAGAUGGAGAAGGGCAAGAUUGCGGCACAAUGUGGACAUGCUACGCUGGCCGUGUAUAAGACAGCAAAGAAGUUGACACCUAAGUUCAUUAAGCAGUGGGAGAGGAGGGGGCAAGCUAAAGUAGCGGUCAAGUGUCCUGAUGAGAAGAAGAUGUUGGAGCUGGAAAAGAAGGCGAACGAGUUGGGCAUUGCUGCGAGGAGUAUCAUCGAUGCAGGACGCACACAGAUUGCACCCAAUACAAGGACGGUGCUCGGCCUUGGACCUGCUCCUGUCUCAUUGAUGAACCAACUCACUGGCAACCUCAAGCUUCUCUAG
Messenger RNA from Ustilago hordei, 591 nucleotides. RefSeq lists its product as uncharacterized. NCBI's taxonomy places the organism in Eukaryota, Fungi, Basidiomycota, Ustilaginomycetes, Ustilaginales, Ustilaginaceae. The record is from RefSeq and is a predicted model, not a curated record. Gene Ontology annotation, molecular function: peptidyl-tRNA hydrolase activity. Gene Ontology annotation, cellular component: cytosol; mitochondrion. The transcript has a single exon. The coding region runs from base 1 to 591 and encodes 196 amino acids.